Bicyclus anynana (squinting bush brown) is the source of this 3007-nucleotide messenger RNA. RefSeq names its product integrator complex subunit 7 (gene INTS7). The transcript has 17 exons. Gene Ontology annotation, cellular component: integrator complex. The record is from RefSeq and is a predicted model, not a curated record. Gene Ontology annotation, biological process: snRNA 3'-end processing. The coding region runs from base 82 to 2934 and encodes 950 amino acids. NCBI's taxonomy places the organism in Eukaryota, Metazoa, Arthropoda, Insecta, Lepidoptera, Nymphalidae.
GUGAGUGUGUUGUCAAACAAUUUCCAUCCAAGUAAAAGUAUAAAUUUAAAAUUUAUAAUUUACUUUUAUUUAAUUUGUGUUAUGCUUGGAGUCAGAAUGAACACAUUUAAUGAUACAUCUGGUGAGCCAGAACAGGACGCUAACUCCGCAUUAACUGAGUUGGACAAAGGUCUCAGAUCUGGUAAAGUUGGAGAACAAUGCGAGGCAAUAGUACGUUUUCCAAGAUUAUUCGAGAAAUACCCAUUUCCUAUACUUAUAAACUCAUCGUUUCUGAAAUUGGCUGAUGUGUUUCGUAUGGGCAAUAACUUCCUCCGCCUGUGGGUUUUACGCGUAUGUGAACAGAGUGAGAAGCAUUUGGACAAGAUUUUGAACGUCGACGAGUUUUUGAGAAGGGUUUUCAGUGUGUUGCAUUCAAACGAUCCAGUUGCCAGAGCUUUAGCUCUGAGGACUCUUGGUGCUGUGGCAGGAAUAAUACCAGAGAGGCAGAAUGUACAUCACGCUAUCAGGAGAGGUUUGGAGAGCCAUGACAAUGUUGAGGUGGAUGCUGCCAUAUAUGCCACUACUAGGUUUGCAGCUCAUUCCAACUCAUUUGCAGUUGCUAUGUGCAACAAACUAUCUGACAUGGUGGAAUGUGAGAGCACGGGGGCUGAACGCAGAGCCAAGCUUGUUAGAGCGUUAAGGACUGUGCAUGGUGGAGCUGUAAGAGCGCAGGGGGUUCUAAAGCUCCUGCGUUCCCUACUGGAGAGGUUCCCGUCAUCCAGCUCAGUCCGGGCCGCCAUCACUGCACUCACAGCCAUAGCAGCAGAUACUGUCGUACAUGUGCCUGAUCAGGUGGAGCUCCUGCUAAGCAUAGCAGUGAACGACGCCCGCUCGGUAGUGCGGCGCUCGGCGCUGCUGGGGCUGCGGCGGCUGGCGGAGCAAGCGGCGCUGUGGCCCGCCGACUGCAUCCGCGAGCUGGUGCGCGCCGCCAGCGCCACGCAGGACCACGACCACACCAUGCUGUGUCUGCAGGUCAUGCAGAUACUCGUCCGCUGCCCAGCGGUGUGCGCGGCGGCCGGCAGCCCCGCCGGCGGCGCGCCCAGCGCGCUGCGCCAGUUCUGCAGCGACGCGGCGCUCAGCGUGGACCUGCAGCACGCCGCCAUCGCCGCCGACGUGCUCACGCGCAUAGUGGUGCACUGCUACGAAGAGAGCCUGCCGGUGGAGGGCGCAGACCUCAUGCUGGCGCUGGAGUCGCUGGUCAUCGCGACCGGCAUACAGAACGGGCAGCACAACAUCAGGCCACUGCGAAUUGCACUACGUUGUCUGGUACAACUGAGUACGGUCCAGCCGGAUCUGUACGCACAACGCACCGCGGCGGUGGUGGGGUCGCAGAUGGGCGCGGGGGCGCAGCGCCAGGCCGCCCUGUUGGAGGCCCUGGCCGCGCUCGGAGCCCUGGGCGCGCCGGCGCUGCCACAUCUACUGCCAGCGUUGCAGCAUGCUAAGGAAGCGUGCAGAGAGCCGUCGUACGACGGCACCACGCUGGUGCUGAUAUGCACCGUGCUGCUGCAGGAGCGCGCCGGCGCAGCGCUGACCCGUCGCAUCAACAGCUCCUGGGAGCUGAAGAUCAAGGACGCCAUCCAUGGCGCCGACGGCUGGACCAGGUACAGGGUCGCCAGGGCCUGCUUAAGAUACGGUCACCACAGCCUGGCUGCGGACAUCCUCAAACGCCUGUCAGAGGAGGCGCCCAGUGAAUCCGCCCAGCGCUGGAUCACCGCUUUGUACAGAGCCGCAGCGGCUGAUUCCAAACUAUUGGAAGACGGUAUAUCGGGUCUGGAGGAGGCGAGCGCGGGCUGGGAGUCGUUCGGCGACGGCGGCGUGAGCACCGGCGGCAGCUGCUGCAGCGGCUGCGGCGGCUGCGGGGCCUGCGCGCCGCUCGCGCCCGCCUGGGCCGCCGCGCGCGCGCGCGCCCUGGCCGCGCUGGCGGGCGCCGCCGCCGCCGCGCGCGCGCUCUGCACGCAGCCGCCGCCCGCCAUCGCACUCGCGCACGCGCAGGCGGCGCGCGACCCGGCGGCGAAGGCGGGCGCGUGCGCGGGCGCGCUGCGGCGGGCGGCGCGCGCGCUGGCGGCGGCGGCGCAGCGCUACGGCGCCAUCGCGCGCACCGCCUUCCACGCCGACGCCUCCACGCUGCGCCACCUCAACAUUUCCCAGCACACAUACGCACAGAUGGCCCAGUUCCUCGACAGAAUCACCUCGAGCCAGCAGGAGCGACCGGAGCUGGCCAGCAAAGAGAUCAAGCCCACCAGCCUGGAAGAAACCAUAGCACUGGCGCCGUCCUUGGCACUCGCCAAUAUAUCAUCCAAACUGUUCGACAACCCCACCACUAGUCCGGGAAUCACACAUAGGCACGCGGAGGCGGUGCUGGCGGGCGUGCGCGCGCUGGCGGCGGGCGCGUGCUGGCCGCGCGACGUGUGCAGCGGCGGCGGCGGCGGCGCGCUGUGCCGCGUGUCGCUGUCCCCCGCGCACCGCCCGCCGCCCGCUGACCACGCCGCCACCUUGCCGCUGGCGCACCGCCUGGCGCUCAAGCUGGAGGGGGUCAUCCUGCCGCCGCCGGAGAGCAAACGCAAGCCAAAGCGGCAAGUGAAGGGCGUGCAGAUCACGGUGACGGCGACGCCACACCCGCGCACCAACGAGAAGCAUCCGCAGACAGUGGAACUGUCCAACGUGGCGCCGACGCUGACAGCGGUGCAGACGGUGGCGCCGGUGCGCGACUUCUUCUCCGCGCAGCAGCUGGUGAGCGUGUCGGCGCCCGGCCUCUACACCGUGGCCGUGCAGGCCGCCUUCGUGGACGAGUGCGGCGAGCUGUGGCACACCGGGCCCAGGACCUCCAUCGUCAUAAAGGCGCACGAAGAUCCCAGCACCAAAGGAAAUGCGCAAACUACUCGCGGUCGGUUUUAAAAAAUUUAAAUCAUUAAUGUAAGUUACAAUCAUUAUUAUACAUUACUAUUAAAUACAAAAUAUAAUUAUUUAA